AUGAAAGAGCACUGGCGGACAUCCCACCAAUGGCUUGCCCAAGCUAUUUCUACAGCUUCUACCCAACAGCUCUUAGAGAAUUGUACGCACUCAGUCUCUUGCCAACGUCUCUAUCGCCGAGGGCCUACCUCUCACUAUUUUGCUGUGCUUAACCCCGUACGAUCAGAAUCAGCAGAGCCAGAGUCAGCAUCCUCUACUAUUGACCAGCUCUUUGACCAACUAGAAAAGCAGCACCAGGAGAUCUUUCAGCCUUCAGAUCGUACGAUUGAGACCGUGGAGCUUAAUGAGGCUACUCCAUGGCUACGUCGUACACGGUGGUCGCAGUAUCUCAAGGACCAACACCCAGAGAUACUCUCUUCGCUGACCGAGACCCCCGAGCCUGAUGCGUCCGAUCCGCUCUGGAAGAUCCACCAGGCAAUGGUCAGUAUGGCCCGUACGGCCCAGUUGAUUGCCAAGCACUGCGGCCAUCUGAUCCGGGUGGAGAUUGUUCGUACGGAGAUCGAUCAGUCCCCGCAUACUCCCCUGCAGGCCUACAUGGACCCGGAGACGAUCCUGGCCCAUAUCACCCCCUGGCAGCAGAUAGUCAGCUUCUUUGCCCGUACGCAGUAUCCCACAGAGCCCUCCCACCCGGCCUACCCCCACUAUCGCUUCAACCGCCGUCAACGGAAGGCGUGGCAGCACCUCUGGACUCUGGCCACCCGCUCUCCCUCCCCUGACCCCUAUGAGAGUGAUAAAGACCGUACGGCUCCGGCUACACCAGCUCAACCCUCGCCCUUCCACUUCCAACCUAUCGAGCGGGCCUGUCUGGACUUCUGUAUCGAGCUACUGAACCAGCGGAUUGGCGCGGACGAAUAUGAGUGUGCUCUAGUCUGUGCCCUCGCUGUGCUAGGCCGGUCCCGUACGGGCUGGCAUACUGCUGAUUCCUUCCCUCUGAUCCUGUCUAGGGUGAUCAAGCUCGCUCGGUUUCUGGUCCUGGGGCAGGCCCUCUGGCUGGAUCCCCACGCGGAGCAGAUCGUCCAACACUUCCGCGGGGAGGAGACCAGUACCGAUUUUGACCUGAUCAGCCCCCUGGAUGACCCUGAGUAUCGGUGCUCGUACGAUGAUGAGGGAUACCAGAGUCCGUCCUCACCGGCCAUCCCCUCCUCCCCCAACUCCUCCUCCCCCAACUCCUCCUCCCCCAACUCCUCCUCCCCGGCCCCGCUCCCAUACAGCCAGCAUCUCCGCAGCCGUACGGGUAAGACCUUUCAGGAAUGGGUCCAGUUGAUCAUGAAGAGCUUUAUGCUCCGGGGCACCAACUCCCCGUUCCAGUGGAUCUUGGAUCUUCGUACGUACGGUAUGAAGGUGAGCUUUAGUACGACCCAGCCUGGGCAUAUUGGCUGGGUGGGCACGGAUCGCCUUCUCUAUAAGCAGCUCAGCUUUACCACCGGUGACCUUCGUGGCUGGAUCCACGGGCUUGUCCAGACCUGCCAGGAUCUUCUCUCGUCCGAUCUACUCCUCCUGCCCUCAGAGGCCGAGGCUCCCCUGGUCCCCUGGGCGACGAUAAUGGACGAUCCCUCAGAGUCUAAGCCUGGAUGGAGCUUUCUCCACGACUCUCGUACGACCUGGCCGGUCUGCGGGGACCAGUGGCUGGUGAGGCGUCUUCGCUCCGACCGGGUCCUCCAGCAGCGAUUUCUGGACAUCGAUCAUGGCUGCUUCCGUACGAAUGCCAUUAAGCGAUAUCUGGCCCAGGUGAGUCUCUUUCGAGAGAAGCUCGCAGUCCUGAUCCACCUCUGUGGUGGCCAGCCAGCGCGGGCCCCGGAGAUCCUCUCCGUCCGCCAUCGCAACACCACCAAUGCCCACCGGAAUAUCUUUAUCGAGGAUGGGCAGGUGGUGAUUGCGACCCGAUACCACAAAGGCUUCCACGUCCACAACGACCCAAAGAUCAUCCAUCGAUAUCUGCCUCGGUCCGUUGGUACCUUACUCGUACGAUAUCUGUGGCUUAUUCUACCCUUGGUGGAGCGGUUCGACGCCUUGACCAGCCCUCGGGAUCAGCAGCCCACUACAGCCCGUACGGCGUUACUCUGGGGCCCCGAUCCUCUCAGUCAACGACCCUGGACCGCCGAUCGGCUUCGGGAGGUCCUCCAGCGAGAGUCCCGUCUCGGCCUCAAUGGGCAGAUAGUGAAUAUUGCCGCGUGGCGGCAUAUUGCGAUUGCCCUUAGCCGCCGAUUUCUUCGUACGAGCAGUGCUUUCCCCCAGAAUGCCAAUGAUGACGGAGAGACCGACGAGGCUGUGGACCCUGAGACCAAUCCAGAUGAGAAUUUCCAGGAUCUACAGGCCGGUCACUCCUCUCAUGUUGCGGGCCUUGCGUACGCCCGCCAGCUCCAUGAGGCCCCAGGCACAAUGGCCUAUCGCCGUACGAUAUUCCGCCAUAUCAGUCAGGACUGGCAUCACUUCCUGGGCUUCCCCCGUACGGAUCUCCCCUUGGCCCCUGAGCGUCCAAACAAGAAGCGGAAGUAUGCCCCCUGGGAGAACGAGCAGCAGGAGAAUCAGGUGACCCGCCGCUAUGAAUUUGCGAAUUGUAACCUGGAGGAAGCAUUACAGCAUUUCCUGGGUGACCCUUCCGUACGAUUCAAAGAGAAGCAGCUAGAGGUCCUCCAGGCGAUCCAGCACGGCUUCAGUCCUAUUGUGGCCGUUAUGCCCACCGGUGGGGGUAAGAGUCUUCUAUUCCAGCUUCCGGCGUGGAUCUCCAAAGGCCUGACUGUAGUGGUGGUCCCUCUGGUGGCCCUACGCAAAGAGCUUCAGAGACAUUGUACGAGCCUAGGUAUCAGCUGUACUGAAUGGGAGAGCCACCACCCCCCGGAUGAAGCCUCGAUCGUUCUGGUCACCCCCGAGUCCGCCCUGAGUGAUAUCUUUCGUACGUUCCUAAACCGCCAGGUGACCCUUCACCGUCUGGAUCGGAUCGUGAUCGAUGAAUGCCAUAUGGUCCUGAACCCUAGUGAUACCUUUCGGCCAGAGCUGGCCCAGAUCGGCCGUCUCCAGCAGAUAAAUGUACAAACAGUCUUCCUGACCGCCACCCUGCCCCCUAGCCUCCACGAUAUAUUUUGGCGCCGGCUCCACUUAUCCCGGGAAGAUAUAUUUCUUUAUCACAGCCGUACGACCCGCCCUAAUAUCGCCUACUGUUCUUUCCGGCCGGAAACCGAUCUCCCCCGCCAGGGCCUGGAGCAGUGGAUCCAGGAUCCACAGAUCGUACGCUUCAUCCAGGCUCGCCGACGCCACGCCCGAUCUGGCCGGGUCCUAGUCUACGCCUCUCUCGUACGACAUGUGACCCUCCUGGCAUCGCUUCUAGGCUGUGAGGCCUUCUACUCCAAGGUCGUGACCGAUAUAGCCGGGGCGCCUCGGCAGCAAGUGGACCAGGAGGGGAUCCUGGCCCGCUUCCGUCGUACGGACAAUGCAAUCCUGGUAGCGACCAGUGCUCUAGGUAUGGGCAUGGACAUCCCUGAUAUUCGGACGGUGAUCCAUAUCGGCUGGCCCUACAGUCUUCUUGACUACGCCCAGGAGACCGGCCGUGCCGGACGAGAUGGCCAACCGAGCGAGGCAAUUCUGAUCCAGCCUCGGACGAUGACCCAGCCCCCAUCGUGGGUCUAUUCAGAGAAGACCCCCCCCCCGAGGAAGCCAAGAUCGUCCAGCAGUGGUUGGCGACUGAGCAGCCGCCCUGUCGCCGGGUGUUACUCGACCGCUAUCUCGAUGGCCAGGAGCGGACCUCUUGCCAGGAUCGUACGGUGCCCGAGCCUGCAGCAGAGAUCCCCUGUGAGAUCUGUGCCCCUGGUGAUCCGUACGAGGCUCUUUCCCCUAGGCUGA
Messenger RNA from Penicillium manginii, 3837 nucleotides. RefSeq lists its product as uncharacterized. The coding region runs from base 1 to 3837 and encodes 1278 amino acids. The record is from RefSeq and is a predicted model, not a curated record. Gene Ontology annotation, cellular component: chromosome; cytoplasm. The transcript has a single exon. Gene Ontology annotation, biological process: double-strand break repair via homologous recombination. Gene Ontology annotation, molecular function: four-way junction helicase activity; ATP binding; nucleic acid binding. Lineage: Eukaryota; Fungi; Ascomycota; Eurotiomycetes; Eurotiales; Aspergillaceae.